AUGCCCUUCAUCGACGUCAACAGAGGUUUCCAAGGUUACGCCGGGAUCACUCUUGAGACAAGUCCGGAUUCAGGCCGGCUUCUCCAGACCUUCCGCGGAGCAACCGUCCUCCAAGCCGAGCGCAGCGCUUCAGCUCUCGUCAUAGACAAGCUUUCCGAGCAUCUUCUCUCGCGCGAUGAUUUCCUCAAACGCCAGGGGAUCCUCAAGGUGCUGCGGAAAGAGAAGCUGUUCGACAAGGAGCAGCAGUCGGAUCUUUCGCGACCAGGGCGGUACCCGAAGCAAUCCAGCGGCUGGGUGCGGCGAGACGGCUGGGAUCAUGAGGACCACAAGAUGGCAGACUAUCUUGAUGACGAAAUCAGCCCGUUUCACCUCCACAUGACCAUGUUCCGUACGCAGGCGCAACUCGAAGUUGAGCUCAACGCUGUGUAA
Molecule: messenger RNA, 429 nt
Organism: Didymosphaeria variabile
Lineage: Eukaryota; Fungi; Ascomycota; Dothideomycetes; Pleosporales; Didymosphaeriaceae
Exons: 2
Coding region: 1-429 (142 amino acids)
Source: RefSeq, a predicted model, not a curated record